AUGGAUUCGACAGAUGAGCUUGCUGGCGGCACACCUCCCUCUAAGCGGCGAAAGACCCGUGACGACUCAUCACAUCGUUCAAGCUCACCGGACGCGUCUCCCAAUGACAGAAAGCGCUCGGAAGCCAGGUCGCGAGAGAUUCGCGAUCUUUCACAGUCAGGCUAUGACGUGACAAGAAGUCCCAGUGCCACGGGCUCAAACAAGGGUUAUUCAUCGCGAUCUCGCUCAAGGAGACGGUCGAGAUCAAUAUCCAGUUCGGGAUCUAGCACGCGAUCAGAAUCACCACCUCAGUCCCGAACGCGCUCUCGCCGACGGUCCUCCACAUCGUCGGAUCGCACGCGAACAGAAUCAUAUUCACCUCGUCCACGACAGCAAACACCUCAGCAGCAGCCGUUGAAACCCAACUACAGGCCGCGUCUAGCGCUACAUGGACAUACAGGGCCCGUUUCGCAGGUUCGGAUAUCACCCAACGGCAAGUUCAUUGCAUCAGCUUCCGCAGAUGGGACUCUCAAGCUGUGGGAUGCGGCCACCGGCGCGCAUAUGGACACGCUUGUUGGCCACAUGGCUGGUGUGAGCUGUGUCGCCUGGACACCAGAUAGCAAUACACUGGCGAGCGGCUCUGAUGACAAGGCUAUUCGGUUAUGGGACCGGGUGACAGGGCGACCAAAAACGACGACGCGGAAGACUAUUGCUGGCCAGGAAAUGGCUGCGUUACGAGGCCAUCACAACUACAUCCACUGCUUGGCAUUCUCACCAAAGGGGAAUAUACUAGCUAGUGGAUCUUAUGACGAAGCGGUGUUUCUGUGGGAUGUCCGAGCUGGACGACUGAUGAGAAGUUUACCAGCUCACAGCGACCCUGUCAGUGGCAUCGACUUUUGUCGAGACGGCACUUUGGUUGUGAGCUGCUCAACCGACGGUCUCAUCCGAGUAUGGGACACCUCAACCGGCCAAUGCCUCCGAACACUCGUCCACGAGGACAACCCAGCCGUCACAAACGUCUGCUUCUCCCCCAACGGCCGCUACGUCCUAGCAUUUAACCUCGACAACUGCAUACGUCUAUGGGACUACGUAGCUGGCACCGUGAAGAAGACUUACCAGGGCCAUCGAAACGAGAAAUUUGCCAUUGGCGGCUGCUUUGCAGUCCUGGACAAUGAGCCGUUCAUUGCAUCAGCAAGCGAAGAUGGGGAUAUCGUGCUUUGGGAUGUAAAGAAUAAAGAGAUACUGCAGCGAGUGCCUACGGGUCACAAGGGCAUUUGCUUCUGGGUCGACGUUAAUGGCGAGACGAUGGCAAGUGCAGGACAGGACCAUACGAUUAGGGUGUAUAAACACAUCAGGGAGGGUGCAGUCACAAAUGGGGAACUUGGCUCUAAGGAGGAAGUGGCGAGUACGUUGCAAGGUGAGCUGCCUAUCCGGCAGGAGGACAUUAAGUUGGAGGAUGUAUGA
Molecule: messenger RNA, 1443 nt
Organism: Pochonia chlamydosporia 170
Lineage: Eukaryota; Fungi; Ascomycota; Sordariomycetes; Hypocreales; Clavicipitaceae
Product: WD repeat-containing protein
Exons: 2
Coding region: 1-1443 (480 amino acids)
Molecular function (GO): protein binding
Source: RefSeq, a predicted model, not a curated record